AUGAUAGAUCAGCGGAGUAGAUAUCCUAUCGUGGCAUUCACAAACAAUACCACAGCAAAGAACUUCACCAACAUUUGUAACGAUACCUUUGCACACUUUGGAAAUCCGGAAACACUUGUUUCCGAUAACGGACCACCGUUUCGUUCCAGUGAAGUGAAAAGAUAUAUGGAAAAGAGGAGUAUAUAUCAUAGGAGGGUUACGCCCCUAUGGCCACAAGCGAAUGGCGAGGUCGAGAGAUUCAUGUUACCAUUGACGAAAAUAAUCUGUACAGCACACAUUGAAAACAGGUCGUUCGCCGAAGAAGUGCUGAACUUCUUGAUGGCGUACCGUAUAGCACCUCAUUCUACAACAAACAUUCCUCCAGCCGACCUUAUGUAUAAUUACAAAAUACAAUGCGCUAUUCCCGACUUUAUCAGCAACGUUGAUGACUCCAUCGAAUUCCAGUUAAACAAAAAAUGA
Messenger RNA from Hydractinia symbiolongicarpus, 459 nucleotides. RefSeq lists its product as uncharacterized. Gene Ontology annotation, biological process: DNA integration. NCBI's taxonomy places the organism in Eukaryota, Metazoa, Cnidaria, Hydrozoa, Anthoathecata, Hydractiniidae. The record is from RefSeq and is a predicted model, not a curated record. The coding region runs from base 1 to 459 and encodes 152 amino acids. Gene Ontology annotation, molecular function: nucleic acid binding. The transcript has a single exon.